Messenger RNA from Alnus glutinosa, 607 nucleotides. RefSeq lists its product as uncharacterized. Bases 33 to 461 code for a protein of 142 amino acids. Lineage: Eukaryota; Viridiplantae; Streptophyta; Magnoliopsida; Fagales; Betulaceae. The record is from RefSeq and is a predicted model, not a curated record. Gene Ontology annotation, molecular function: calcium ion binding. The transcript has a single exon.
CCCUAGUCUACAUCUUCAAGCUUAAGAGAAAAAUGAGUGUAGAAGUAUUGGAUGCUGCCACCAUCUUCAACUUCGUGGAGGAUGAAGCAUUCAGUGUCUCAAUACGUGACCGUUUUGCUCUUCUUGACACUAACCAAGAUGGUCUUCUCUCCUAUGCAGAGAUGUUGAAGGAGCUACAGAGUCUAAGGGUCUUUGAGACCCACUUUGGGAUAGACGUGAAGCCCGAUCCAAAUGAGCUCACUCGUGUCUAUGAUUCCAUGUUCAUGCAGUUCGAUCACGACUCCAAUGGGGCAAUUGAUCUUGAGGAGUUCAAGGAAGAAACCAAGAAGAUUAUGCUUGCUAUGGCUAACGACAUUGGAUUCUUGCCAAUUCAAAUGGCCCUGGAAGAGGAUAGCUUCUUGAAGAAAGCUGUUGAACGUGAGUCGACAAAGGGGGGCCAUUUAAGUUCACCGAUGUAUUGAAGAUAUCAGAUAUUCAGACCCCAAUUAUGCUGGUUGCCUGGAUUAGAAACUAUUGCAUCCUCCAUAUUUUACACUAUAGUGAAGUAAUUUCAUUUUGAUUUUGGUUUUAGUUUUGGUUCCCCUAUUUCCUCAAUUUUGAUCAUUGU